CGCGACGCCCGGGCCAUCGCAGCAGCCCGGCGGCUCUGGCAGGAUGUCGAUGGCUCGCGUGGCGCGCCCUUCGGGGGGUGCCAAAGUGUCUCGGUGGCUGGUCACGGCGCCACGAUUGAUCGUAGUACGUCGUCCCUGAACCCGCGAGGAAAAACACGCUCUCCUGGCAAGGUCGCUCAACAAGUUCCGGGGCCGUGUGUGCGGCCGGCGAACCGGCUCGCUCGCGAGAUAGCACGUUCAACGGGGAAAAACAACCCCCGUUGACAGUUUCGCGACAGUUCGCACGCGCGACAGUCAAACGCGAAGCGGACGCGUGGCUCGAACGUCGCGUGUACGACUUGUCGGCCGCAGUGGAUGUACACUUUGAACGCCGCGCGGAUUCUCGUCCUGGUGUUGCCCGCUCGGUGUGGUGAGUGGUGGGUGGUUUCGUGCGGUUCACCCGUUUCGCGGCCGGGCAUGGAACCGCGGAGGUUCCGGAUCCCGAAGGCUAGCUGACGGAUGCCCGCGCGGGAGGGCAGGAGGGACUACGAGCCGCUGGAUGAAAGUGAAAACGAGCCGACCCACGAUACGGGGGGAUGAAUCAAGGAUACGUUGCGUGGAGAACGUCCGACUGGACGAAUUUCGGCUCCUGUAAGUGGAUUACCCUUUUUCAUGGUGCUUUGCAGAGUUUUCACGGUGUCGAACGGUUGUUCAUUCUUUGAGUGCAUGCAAAGGGGUGUUUGAGGUAUUGUGGAGACUCGGAAGUCUUUACUUCUACGAUCCUCGAGCGAAUUAAACGGAAGACACGAUGGAAGAUUGUUAUUAUACAGUGCUUUUUUAGUGGUCUUUGGAACGGUGUUCCGCUAAAUUGUCAAAAGCUGAUAUGCUCAGGUAUUGGAUUAAAAUUUAUUAUUCUUGUUUUGUUUGGUCAAAUUCACCCUUUGUUGCAUUCUGUUACGAGCUACGUAGAAUGUUUUGUGAAAUUCUUUUACUUUGUCAAACAUAAGAGGAGUGAAUAUUUUAUUAGCUGUAAAUUUAUGGAAUAUCAAAAAUGUUUUCUCUGAUGAAGUAGAAAUAGUCAUGCAACGAAGGGUUCAUUCAGUGUAUUAUAAAAAGAAUCUGUUAAUACUAUUUUAUCCUAUAAUUUAUACUAAGCUGUUCAACAUCAGAUCUAACAACAAAAUGUAUUAUUAAGUUUAGUUAAUUGCAUACUGGAUUUUAUACAAAUGCAGUUAAAGCGGAUUACUUUCAACAGUAAUUGAUUUUCAAUUACCGAGGCAAUAACGAUUAAUUCCAACAAAAUUUGUUUCCAUGUUGACGAGUUUUUACGCCGAUCAGCCCGUUCCAAUCUCGUCCUAAUUAAAUUUACUUGCGGUCGUUAUCGUUACCGUGCAUUUCCCUUUUUCGAUAGCAAACAAAGGUCGCAAAAAAGCGGCGAAUCGGUCGCGUGUUAUACCCCAACACCUCCGUCAGUGGCACACGUUAGAUAAAGCAUUGAAAUCGACGCAAAAGAGCAAUGAAUUGCCGGGAAGCAUGAACGCGGAUAUGGAUAUCUGACAUUUCCAUCGCACACGGAAAAUCGUUGCUAAGGUACGCUGGAAAAAUUAUAAUUACAAUGUGGAAGGGUUGCGUGGCUUGCAUUAUCGAAUUUAGGAUCUUAAACGUCUCGUGGACAGUGAAAUUUUGCUCGUAAUACGUGUUACAAAAUUUCUUUCGUUAAUAAAUUCUCUGCAAGACCAUUUUUUGAGAUAUUUUAAAUUGUACAGGUUCUUGCACAAGUCAUUUUCUUUUUUAAAAGUUAUGCAGCGUUAUCAGUUCCGAAUUUUUGUCGGUCCUAAAUUUCUUAGGGGAUAUAUUUGACAAAAUGAAUGAAUUUUAACAUAAUUCUUUGGAAAUUUAAGUAUUGAAACUUAUGACACCCUCUAAAAAGUCAACGGUGAUGUCGAAGUAAUAGAAUUCUAUAAUUUAAGGAAGUGCAGUUAUUCGAAAAGCGGUUGAUCAAAAUGUUUCGGAUUGUACCCAACGGGACAAAAAAUACGUCUUACCCCACGGCUUAUCUCUUCUAUUCCCCGUAGUAAUACCGUAACGUGCACGGGGAGCCGUUUUAUGGAGAAUUAUUCGAUGCCACGUACGCGAGCCAUAAAACGUUCGACGAACGAGAGGGUCCGACACAGAAUGGCGUUCUGAGCGAUCCAAAACAGGAAGAAUGUUCAUUGACGUUCGGCUUUCGAGAUCCUGAUGCAACGUCUUAUUGACGCGCGAUUGCUUACAUAACGACAAAUAUCCUUCGUAGACACCGCUAUCCUUUUAAACCCCUUUAAAUUUAAAAGUAAUAAAGAAUAUUCACUAAAUAGAUUGACUUAGAUUAUACACACCGACAAUCAUCUCACAUCACAAUUCCUUAAUAAUUUCUAAUGCGAUGGGUUUACGAAUAAUAUAUACCAAAAAUUAGCUUGAAAUUUUUGAAGGAAAGACGAGGUAAAAGGUUGGAAUUUUUUCAACAAUCCAUUAUUCAAGGGUUAAUUUUCUUCCCCAGUAAUCUCUUGAACGUCAGUAACUAAAAACGGAAGGAAGCAGAAUUUCAAAGACCGUAUCGAGCAAAGUUCUGCCAGCUAAAACAAAGAUCCGCGUUACCUCACAAUGCAAAUUCGCUGGGAGGCAGACUAUCUUGUUACCGCGUCAACGAGAAACGUCGCGUUAAGCUCUGCUAAGACUUGGAAACAACGGGACUGAGCCGUUAAGUAUGCGCGCGAGUUUCGUCGCAACGACUACUUCGUCUCGGCAAUUUCUCGAUCGUGCCAACAUUAAUUAAGUCACGGUAAAGAAGCUCGUUCACGCGAACGAGAUUUUUUCCCGCGAGUUCGAUCCCAUCGGGGGUGAGUCGCGAGGCCGUCUCCUAGUUUUAAUUAAAGUCACCCCGAGUCGGAGUCGCAGCUAAGGCAAUUAACUCGAAGACAAACGACCAGGAACGAUUGAAUUUCCUAGCUUUCGUAAUUAGUUUCUGCGUAACCGAAUUCAACCCUUCGCAGCCUAUCGUGACUGAAAACGAACAUCGAUGAGUCUUUUAAAAAUCUUGGAAAUAGUGCAGAUUAAAUUAAUGGAAUCGUGGAUUAAACUGGAUAUUUUCUGCUAUUGAAUACCGCGUUUGAUAACCUUGCUGAAAUAAUUAAAAUUGGUUAUUGAAUUUUUCACCCUCGCGCCAAUUAGUUCAUUUCACUCUUGCUCAAAAAGUCCCUCAAGCGCGUUUGCUUAUAGAAAAUUAAUCCUCAGCCCUUCGAUUAAUGCCGGGUUUUUAAUUGCGAUUAAAUUGCGAGGCGAUAGUGCUUAAACCGAUCGAGAGGGGUAAGCCGUUAAGACGAGAGGUAACGGGGAGCGUUUACGCGUUAUUGGAAUUCUUUUGAGCAACGAAAAAAUAUCGGAAGCAGCGAGUUAGCACGGUAGUUGACAUUCCACGUGCGCUCGAAAAGCAACGCGAGGGUUUUCAUCAGCGACGCAUCCGUUUCCUUGUCGUCGAAUCCUCCCUGUUUCGGGUGAAAGUAGCACCGCCGAUAGGGGUGAAAUUUUAAUUCGCACGGACGUUUGAUAUUCAGAGAUCCGGACUCUGCAUUCACAGGCUCACGUACGACCACUCUCGACGGCACUUCUUUCACCGAGGCAUUUUUGUUUCGCGUCAACGACGACCAAGAAACUCUUGUUCUUUCCGCGAGAGAGAAAGAGAAAGGGUAAGGAAGAAAGAUAAACAGAGAAACGCGAAAAGAGGGAAGGAUGAUAGAACGAGACGACGAUCUGUCAUUCAAGGACGAUUCUUUCAGCCUGCAAACUCACUGGAUUGUGUGUGCAGGGCCACCCUCUUUAGAAUUCCCCGUCGGUGGAGCAAGAAGCUCGUAAAAGACAAAGGGGGUUGGGUAGCACAGGGGUGGAGAAGGCGAAGCGCAAGGGAGACACCAGCGAAGGAAGGGACGAAGAGAAGCGAGUAAAGGAGAUAAGAAAGAUGGGAGAAAGCUCACCGGAUCUCAGCCUCCGGCUUCGCCGAGGCAGCUCAGACUCCAGGGAUUCGUUCUACAUGGACUUUGCUCAGGGCAUCGACUCGGAUAUCGAGGAGGUGACGCGUCCGGGAGACAACAACUCGGAUCCGAUGAUGGAAAACCACCUGGAGGAGAAUGGAACCGAGCUACCACCGAUCGAGGAUAUUACGACGAUCCCGGAGGAAGCUUCCGAGGAGUUGCGCGAAGAGGAGGAGGCUGCGGCUAUGGAAGCUGCCCUACGAACACCCGAGGGCCCCAUAAUUAACACGGAAGCAGAGAAACCGGCGCAGCAACCCCAGCCCCAGCUCUCCACGCUCGCUCCGCAAGACUGGCCAGGAUUGCCGGCUGCUCUACCGUCACCGGCAUCACCGUCCGCGGUAAUCGUUUCACCGGAAACGCUGUCUAGACACAGCAGCAGCUCACCCUCCCGCGCUCACCGGCCACCCCAGUUUGCCCUGGCUCUACCAUGCUCCUCGCAACCGAUUUCCGCGGUAUGCUACCCGGCACCCACCUUCCUAGACGUCGUCGAGGAUCGGAAGUGGAAGAAACUUGGAUGCGACGCCCUGGCGACGACGUUUAGCGCCCUGUACGGAAAGCUACUGGUCGUCAUGGGGAUCGCCUUUCCCAUGGCUGAAGUGAUAUCCACCUACAUACCGCCGUCGUUCUACGAAGGGUUCUACCUUUAUCUCUACUUCGGCAGCAUGAUCUUCCUCGUCUACACGUACACCACGUUGCUUCGCGACAGUAAACCGAAGUCAAGAUCGUCUGCCGCGUGUUGUUUUCCGAAAGAGAAACGAAAGGACGUGUGCGACCUGGACUCGUCGAGAUCGUCGAGCGGCGCCGGAGGUGACAGCGACGCAGCUGACACCGCGUGUCCGCACGUGGCCACUGUCAGACCGGCGCAACAUUAUGGCAGUUUCUAUCUACGAAUGGGCGCCGUGGCCUUUGGCAUCGGUUCCAUGAUUUAUUCCGGCUUGGAGUUUGGCCAAUAUUUUGAGCUGGAACAGAACACCAAGUGUCACAACAUCAUGCUUGCCCUCACACCUGCCACUAGGAUGGCAUUCAUCUUCAUACAGAUGUACUUUAUAUUUCUGAACAACGAGCAAAUGAAAGUUUACCGUCAUCGGGUGGUCGCGCGAUUUGGAUUGAUGCACAUGAUCGGCACGAAUCUGUCCGUCUGGCUGAACGUCCUCAUUCAGGAGACCAAGCACGAGAUACUGACGUUCUACAACCCGGAGAACAAUUCCCUGAGGAUUUCACACAGAUUAGGUAUGAAAGGGAAUCUCAAUCUCGGAGGACACAGUCAUUACCAUCACGGAGAGCAUCUGAGGCUUCCAAGAGGUCUGAAGGGACCGCAUCACAUGUACGAAUGUCGACGAACGAACAUAAUGGGAUCGUUAGUCCAAGAUGCUAGUCCGUUUCUAUUUCCCUGCACCAUAGAGUAUAGUUUGAUCUGUGCCGCGAUUUUGUACGUGAUGUGGAAGAACAUAUCGAAGGCUGCGUUCUCGCAGCCUAAAACGCCACCGGGAUCCAGGCAUCACACGCAUGCUUACAGGAGGUCGCCUCAUCACUACAGCGUGGACUGCGCGCGGGCCCACAAGGGUCUGUUCGUGGGUAUCCUGAUCCUGGUGCUAACGAUCAUCUCGCUGAUCUUGUUCUUCGUGCUGAUAUCGCGUCCAGAGUUGGUCAGCUUCGCGGUCACCGAGGUGAACAUCUGCGAGCUGACUCUGUACGGGAUGUCGACGAUAGCCACGCUGAUAGGGAUGUUCCAGAUGCGCAAGCUCCGUUACGACGGCAACAGGAACCUGGAACUGGACAAUAUCCUGUUAGUAGCCGCGCAAACGGGCAUGUUCAUCUACUCGACGUUCACGAUCAUCGGUGCACAGUUCACGCUAGCCAAGCAUACUCUUCUGGUGCUGGUCACGGCGCUGGCGAGCGUGGUGCAGACCACAUUUCAGACCAUCUUCAUCCUGGACGCGUCGAGGCGAUCCGUCGCGACCGCGAAGCAAAUCAGGAGAAAACCCGGCAGAGAGAUCGUGACGUUUCUGCUGGUGACGAAUCUGGCGAUGUGGGCGAUCAACACUCUGGAGAAGUCGCGGGCGGAAUCGCAUCCUGUGCAGCUGCACUUCUACGGACUUUGGGCGUGGACGAUCAUCACGCACGUCUCGAUGCCGUUGGCGAUCUUCUAUAGGUUCCACAGCACCGUUUGCCUCUGCGAGGUCUGGAAAAGAGCCUACAAGGUGAAACCUACCUACAUGUGACGCAAGGGGUCCCGUGAGCUCGUGUGCAACACCGUGGCUCCUCAACGGCCGAAAACCCUGCCCGCCAGGUUGGACGCCAUCGCGGAGAACGAUCCAGUUUACUUCAUGUAAUCGUGGAGGACUCGCGAAUGGGGGGUUAGUCGGACCCUUGGCGUAGCUGGGCGAUGAUCGAGGCGGGCCUACACGAAAUAUGAAUACUCCUCAUGAAAUAUGACGGUCGUGGAAUGAGAUAUCUCGUAUUAGGAUUUUAGAAGUUUGAGAAAUCACAAGUUUUCAAAUAUUUACAUUUCUAGAUUUAGAGGAGCCUAAAUUUGCAACCCCAAAAUUUUCCAGCCCGUAAUUUUUAAAUGGCCAAAUUCUCAGCCACUUGGUCCAUACCGAAUAUAAAAAUUAUUAGAGAAGCUAGGAGUUGGCCCAUGACAGAUAAAAGUCCUAGUUACGCUAACGAGUCCGCACCCCCGUAGCCCGAGAAUGUCCUAACUGUUAUAGAUUAAAUAUCCCGCGUGAACGGGUCGUUUUUGUUUUCGUUCGUCGAGAAACGGUCACGGUUAUAUAAUCGUAAGCAUAAAUCGGAUCAACCUCGCGUUAAAUGGAUCCUGAUACGAGCCUGUGUACAUAGUUCGUCCGCGACGAGAUACAGGAACGGACUGCGAUAAAAAGAUUCUCUCGGAGAAUUCGAUGAACGAUUCGAAAAGAAAACGGUUAGACGAAGGCACAAUUAACGACGCACAAUUUUUAACGAGAUUAGAUGUAGACGAAUUUAUUUCGGCUUAGAAUCGUCGAAGCAACGGCUGUUCUUUCGAUUAUGUCGGGAACAAUGUUUUGUUCGAUACGUAAACGAUAAGACGAUUUUAUACCGACGAGAAAAAUUGUGAAUGAGAGAGAGCGUGAGAGGUGUUUUUGUUUUUCUUUGGUAACGUUCGUAAGACUGAAAUUUAAAAAACCUUAGGAGAACGAUAGGAGAAGAACGAUUCCGUUUCUGGCGCAAGUCGACCUGAAUCCGCGUUAACCCGACACCCACCAUCCUCUUCCCACUGAUCGAUCUGUCCUUCGAUGUUACUCGAAUACUCUCACGGACAUCCGUCUUCCACGUAGUACAAACUGCAACUUAAAAUAGCGUCUCUCGCGUCCAAGUAGAUAAUUCGAAGAAUCAACGAUCGAGGGAAACAGAUUAUCGCACGAAAUUCUUAGGUGUCGACCGACGUGACUCGAGUUUAGAUUGUUACGUAGAUGUUCUCGUUAAAAUCUCGCUUAUCCGAGCACUAUCGAUCGUACCAGCGAUAGAAACGAUAGACGAUAGAUAGAUCGACGAUAGUUCGAAAGCAACACGAGCAACUUGCGCUUUUGAACAAGAUGCACCGUACGAAAGUCCAAACGUCCAUCGAACCGGUAGUCGUAGAGUGUGGUCUGUUUCUCUCGAUUCUAUGUAGCAACGUCUCGCGAUGGAUCGAUGUUUCGAGGCAAUACGCGUUGGUGUAACUAGGUUGGGACCAGGGUGGGCCCCAAAAUUUCAUUCUCUCUAUUAUAACGCGAGAGAUGUAGGACGUAAGAUACCUCGUAUAUCUCGUAUUAGAAGUUUCGAAGUUUUCAAAGUUACAAAUUUUGAAAUGAUCGAAGUCUCGUAUUCAGUAACUGUUAAAUUUUCAAGCUUUUCGAUAAUGCCUAGUUGUGAUUAGUAAGUGUUAGGGACCACCCCAGAUCCUAGUUACGGCAAUGACAUAAGCAUAAGCAAUUAUUUCACGUCUAAGUCGCGAGUUUUCGGAACGUUGCACGUUAGAUAAAGUCGAGAUCUUUUGCAUUAAUAGUGAGUUGAACGUGAUUGAAGGACUAACUGGUGGACCGUAGAAAAUGCAGAGAUAUCGUCCUGUAGAUUCCCAUAGACUCGACACCAUAGUACACAGAGUCCCAGUAAAUUAAAAAUGAACAAGAAUGGAAGGAUAACGUUCGAAGGAGGAACAGAGUACAAUGGCGAAUCAUAUCAUUAAGCCUUAAUCCGUCGAGUGUGCUGUCCAAACUCUGCUAAUUAAAAAGAGGGAAGAACGCGAGAACCAUAGGGGAUCAAGAUUGAUCGCGAUCGAACGUCUCGAGGACUCGAGGGCGUUUCGAUCUUCGCUGCUCAACAAACAGUCGUUUUUUGAAGGGUUGAACGAGAGUCUGGCCGAUCGAAUCGAAUCGAUUAUGCAAUACUGCUGUUCCGCGUGUGUGCGAGUUUGUUUCCUGCGUGUUGCGUGCGUGUCCAUUUUGGGGAACAAACGAAUGAGAGAAGAAACGUUUUUUCGUAGAAAGAUUUUCUAGUUAAAUGCGUGUUUCGUGGUAGGCGCUUUUUUAUCGGAGAAGCCGAUCGAUUUUGUUUUUUUUUUACGAAAGAUGUAAAUUCGACUGUAAGGCGGCUGUAAAUAAGAGACGAAUGGUUAACGAAAAAAUGGAAAGAAAGUGGAUCCUCUCGGUGUUUUAGAGCUAGUUGUGUCGACAUGUUUCUUCCUAUAUUAUAUAUAUAAUAUAUAUACACAUAUAUAUACAAAUAUAAAUAUAUUUAUUAUUGCGUUGUUCUAUUAUAUAAUAUUUAUUGUAUUAUCAGAUAUAGGAUUUACGCGCGACACGUUACGUUUAUUGAUCGGGGCUCGUGUCGAGAUCUCCGUUCGACUGUUCUCCUCUUUCACUUUCUUCUGUCUAAUAAUACUGUUUCCCUAGCUGUCCGUUCGAGAGACGUUAAAAAUAGAAACUUUCAAUUUCCGUUCGAUUUCCCGCGGUAUCGCGCCCUUUACGGAUUUUACUGGACAACGAUCUCGGCACGGGUUUUAACCGAAAUUGAAAGCAAAGCGAAGCGAUACACGAUUAGAGGGUAAGUCCACGAUUGCUCGCGAUUCGAUAACGGGAAUCGAAAGCAAAAGGUGAACGGAGAAAGAUACCCUUUCUAUGUCACAUCUCUAAACUGUACUUUUUCUAUGUCCGCAUACUCUAGUUCCUAUGCAAUGUUUGUACUCUUAUACCCUUUGUACUAUUUGUACCUUACGAAUUGCAAUACACUCGUCCGCAAUAA
This is a messenger RNA of Megachile rotundata (alfalfa leafcutting bee), 9305 nucleotides long. Its product is annotated as proton channel OtopLc. Gene Ontology annotation, cellular component: membrane. Gene Ontology annotation, molecular function: proton channel activity. Gene Ontology annotation, biological process: proton transmembrane transport. The record is from RefSeq and is a predicted model, not a curated record. NCBI's taxonomy places the organism in Eukaryota, Metazoa, Arthropoda, Insecta, Hymenoptera, Megachilidae.